Messenger RNA from Coccomyxa subellipsoidea C-169, 2049 nucleotides. Its product is annotated as tRNA uridine 5-carboxymethylaminomethyl modification enzyme. NCBI's taxonomy places the organism in Eukaryota, Viridiplantae, Chlorophyta, Trebouxiophyceae, Coccomyxaceae. The transcript has 14 exons. Gene Ontology annotation, molecular function: flavin adenine dinucleotide binding. Gene Ontology annotation, biological process: tRNA wobble uridine modification; tRNA methylation. The record is from RefSeq and is a predicted model, not a curated record. The coding region runs from base 1 to 2049 and encodes 682 amino acids.
AUGGUGUUCAUCUCUUCAACAGCCCCUGCAGCCGGCACACUGCAGUUCUCCAACUGGCUGCCUGUGUGCAACGGCCCAUUCUACCUUGUGCUUCGCCUGUAUGGCCCCUCCAAAUUUGCCCAGGACGAGUAUGAUGUGGUCAUAGUGGGUGCCGGGCAUGCUGGGUGCGAGGCAGCGCUGGCUAGUGCCAGGCUGGGCAGCAAGACACUCUUGCUCACCCUCAACCUGGACAGGAUCGCCUGGCAGCCGUGCAAUCCGGCAGUAGGCGGCCCGGCCAAGUCUCAACUGGUGCAUGAGGUGGACGCGCUGGGUGGGGAGAUGGGGAAGAUGGCCGACCGGACAUACCUGCAGAAGCGCAUCCUCAACCGCUCAAAGGGGCCGGCGGUGUGGGCGCUGCGCGCGCAGACAGACAAGUUGGAGUAUGCGCGUGAGAUGCGGCGGCUGCUGGAGCGCACUCCCAACCUGGACAUCCGUGAGGGCAUGGCCGUCGACAUCCAGCUCGGGCCAAACGACGAGGUGACGGGUGUGCGGACGUAUUUUGGCAUCACGUUCCGGUGCCGCGCGGCCGUCAUCACGACCGGCACAUUCAUGAACGGCCGCAUCUGGGUCGGCCGCACCUCCAUGCCCGCCGGCAGGGCCGGGGAGGCGCCGUCGACGGGUCUCACAGAGGCGUUGGUGGGCCUGGGAUUUGAGACAGACCGGCUCAAGACGGGGACGCCGGCGCGCGUGGACAGCCGCACAGUUGACUACUCCGGCCUCGAGGCGCAGCCGGGCGACCCCGACGUGCGCUGGUUCAGCUUCGACUCCUCGGUGCAUGUGGAGCGGGAGCAGAUGAGCUGUUACUUAACUCGAACGACGGCGGAGACGCAUGCUAUCAUACGGGACAACCUGGCGGAGACGCCCGUAUACGGGGGGUGGGUGGACAGCGCGGGGCCGCGAUACUGCCCCUCCAUCGAGGACAAGAUCGUGCGCUUCGCCGACAAGGACUCCCACCAGGUGUUUUUGGAGCCGGAGGGGCGCGACACGCCGGAGCUGUAUGUGCAGGGCUUCUCAACGGGGCUGCCCGAGCGCCUGCAGCUCGCCCUCCUGCGCACCCUGCCAGGCUUGGAGCGGUGUCGCAUGCUGCGGCCGGCAUACGCGGUGGAGUACGAUUACCUGCCAGCACACCAGUGCAACGCAUCACUGGAAACCAAGCGCUUCUCCGGGCUCUUCUUCUCUGGGCAGCUCAACGGUACCACCGGCUACGAGGAAGCUGCCGCACAAGGGUUGGUGGCUGGCAUGAAUGCUGCCAGGCGCGCUCAGGGGUUGGAGGUGGUGACUCUGCCGCGCAACAGCAGCUACAUCGGCACACUCGUGGACGACCUUGUCACCAAGGAUUUGAGGGAGCCGUACCGCAUGCUCACAAGCCGCUCGGAGUACCGGCUGCUGCUGCGAUCGGACAACGCUGACAGGCGGCUGACGCCGAUGGGUCGCCAGCUGGGCCUCGUGGACGACGCCAGGUGGCGCAUGUUCCAGGAUAAGCAGGCGGCAAUUGAUGUCGAGAAAGAGCGGCUGGCGGCUGUGCGGGUGCGCGAGGACAGCUCUCUGGCGCAGGCGGCAGCAGAAAUAUCUGGGCAGCAGGUGCCCAGCAUCGCCUCACUGGAGGAGCUGCUGCGACGGCCCCACGUGCACUACCCGCUGCUGGAGAGGCAUGGGCAGGGAGGUGCAGAGGGCUUGAGCCUGGCAGAGAAGGAGGCGGCGGAGAUCGACAUAAAGUACGCCGGCUUUGUUCGUCGGCAGGAGCGGCAGCUGGCGCAGAUGGAGCAGCGGCAGUCGCUGCAGCUGCCUGCUGACCUGGACUACCACGCCAUAACCACCCUGCGCAUGGAAGCCCGUGAGAAGCUGGCCAAGAUCCGGCCUAGAGACAUUGGGCAGGCGACGCGGAUAGGUGGAGUGAAUCCCGCAGACAUUGACAGCCUGCUCAUAUACCUGGAGGUUCAGCGGCGACAGCGCUCGGCCCCGCCUUUGUCAGCCAGGCAACGCCGCGAGGCGCAUGCCGUGCCAACGUGA